Molecule: messenger RNA, 2844 nt
Organism: Gymnogyps californianus (California condor)
Lineage: Eukaryota; Metazoa; Chordata; Aves; Accipitriformes; Cathartidae
Exons: 2
Coding region: 167-1510 (447 amino acids)
Source: RefSeq, a predicted model, not a curated record
AGGUCGAGGCGCUCGUCUCCCAGAAGUACGAGAUCAAGAGGCGCCUGGGCAAGGGGGUUGUGGACAAACCGUCGUGGGACCCAUGUUCACAACCGCAGCAUAGAUUAUUAUUUGUAUUGUUUGUUUGAUUUUUGUUUGGAAUAUUUUUGUAUUGUACUAAGGAAAGAUGGAUUGGAAAACCUGUUUCUUCUCCAUCACUAUUGGGGUAAUGGGAUCAUGGGGUGAAUCCCCCAAUUUGGCUUGGGAGUUGAUACAAGGGUUUAUGCAUAUUUGGAAUCAGACGGACCAGGGUAUAUGUGUUGCCCUCGCCGGUUCGGCAGCAGAGGGAUUCAAAUUUACAGUGAUUAGUCUAAAUCUUACAAAAAUAUUGGAAAACGAGUUAAAAGGUCUUAACCGAACAGGGAGAAACAUCACAUGGGGAAUGAUUGAAUCCCCUUUUCUUGAACAGAAGGAGGGACAACCGUGGAGAAAUAACGGGACAUGGGUCGAAUACUCAAGGGCUUUGUAUCAACUCCCGGACAAUUCUACUUGGGAAAAUUUGUGGAACCAAACUUGUUAUCGAUCUUUAAAUGAAAAUUCGGAUACGGACGCAAAUAAUGUCACUUCUGUUUCUGUUCCUUGUACCAUAGUACCGUGGUGGGAUUCCCCCUCUGGAAGUGGUUAUUUUGAACAUGAAUAUAAUGUGCGUUGGGAUGUAGAUUGGUGUAUACAAAUCCCUGAAAAACCAGGGGAAAUUCACCCUGUUAACCAUACUAGGUAUGAAUGGGCCUGGUCUUUAAAACAGCUAUUUAACCCCAACAGUCCUUCGUCUUCUACUUCUGACCUCCCUGAUGGGACCACCGUCCAGUGGGAGGUUAAUGCUGAAACCUGUAUGCAUAACCGAGCUGAACUCCCAACUGGGGAAAUCCUAUGUUGGGGCAGUCGACGACGUAGGAGCAUCACCCAGGACACGACAGGAGAACCCCUGUUGAACUGUUCCCGAGUAUUAAAUUGCUCUACAGGAGCAGGCGACCCACUUGAAACUUGGUAUAUUCCAGAACUGAGAACGUUCAUUAGGGACAUGUGUACCUGCUGGGGUUAUCCCAAUUAUGGUUAUCGGAAUCGGGAUGACCGAUGUAAUGGCUCCUUUAAAGACCCCCAAACAGCACUCUCCUGUGGCAUUCCAAUCACACAUGACCCAGAUCAACGGAAGGUCUGGAGCUCUGACGGAAAGCAACAGGAGAUACCUCGAGACGACCCAUUUGAUUGUUUCCAGGCAAGGUAUUCAGCCCCGCGAGGAAUGGUAUGGGCAUGUUCCAAUGGAAGGCUAUAUUCACAGUUAAAUAUGUAUGAAAUGGCCGGAUUGCAAUGUUCUGUUGGCUUCCCCUCCAUGUGUCCCUCCAGAGUAUUUAAUUUUACAUCUCGCCGAAAUAGGGUACGUAGAGAUCUUGGUAGCCCAGCAGAUGCAAGGGAGAGAGUCACAGGAAUUGUUAAGAAUGGAAGCAAUCUUUGCGCCAAGUGUGGCCAUUGAAAAACAUCAAUACAUUUUAGAAAAUUUAACUUGGCAGGUACAUGUUUUGAGUAAUUGGACACGAUAUGCUUUUGGGGAGAUGAAUCUACAAGUUCAACAAGUGUCAAAGAUGACCCUGCAAAAUCAAUUAGUUUUAGAUAUGUUAUUGUUGAAAGCACAUGGGGUACGUGGAAUGUUAAAUUUAACCGAAGGGGAAUGUUGUAUUGCCAUCCAUAAUGCCUCCACUUCCAUAGACUAAGCGCGCACAAAGAUGAAGGAAGUCACCGGUAACACUGGAGAAUUGUUCCAAGCAAUGCAGCCGACAGACUGGUUUGAUGGACUUGGCCCUGGAUUGUGGAUUACUUCCCUGCUGAGAUCUCUCGGACUCACAGGGUGGGGAAAAUAGUUUGUAAAUAUUGGCCUUGUGAUAUUGUGUGGAUUUUUGGUUUUGGUAAUAGGCUUUGUGGUGGUUAGGUGUAUGAUCUCCCGCCUACUAUUCUCUCUUCUGUCGUACCUGUCUGCUAUGUAUGGAUCACAACGGUCAAAGAAGAUCUUGGAGUGUUUGAGCCACGGGGUGGUGUACGAGACCAACUGGAAGAACAAACAAUCUAACACCAAGGGUAACUUGUAAUCCCCUGGAACAAAGAGCUGAUUGCUCAGAAGGAUACGGACAACGGCAGGAGACAAAACUCAAUAAGGGAACAGGGGGUGCAGACCCCCUGAGCCCAUCCGAGGAAUGUCUCAAACACUUGCAAGAAAGAUCAAACGAUCCUUGAAGAGGAACAAAAGACUGAUAAGAGGGAACAGCCUGCCAAAGGCUGGAUGAUUGCCCAAGAAGCGGCAAAGCCAGCAAAAAUCUGCAGUAACUAGGGGAAAGGUAAACGUGGCAGGGGGAGAUCGUGACCACUGACUCAAUUCGAGACGAAAAAAGGCCUUCCCCCCCACGCCUGCAAGGAAUAUGCAUGCUAAUUUACAUAGCAAGCAAGGCUAAUUCAAAUAGGAGGCAGUCCACAUUGAAGGAUAAGACUACAAGGAGGAGGCAAGUGCCAAAAAAGCAGGGGGGAAGAAAAAGGAGGAACUUCUGGAUAAGCGCUCUUACAGACCAGAGACCCCCCCGCUGGCUGGACCAAUGCUGGAACCCAGACUGGUGAUCUCUCUUGCUCUCGCUCUCUCCCUCCGUCCCUCCCUCCCUCCCUCCCCCCAUCUCUCUUUCUUGUUAUUCUUUUGUUUUUCUUCUCUAGUAAGUAACACAAGGUACAAACCCCACGUGCGUGGCGAGCAAUAAGGAAUUUGCUAUCUUGAUUAUGUGCCACUUGUCUUGAGCUAUUGAAUAAAAGUCUUUGACUGGUUACGGA